This is a messenger RNA of Jaculus jaculus (lesser Egyptian jerboa), 3719 nucleotides long. RefSeq names its product tripartite motif containing 62 (gene Trim62). Gene Ontology annotation, molecular function: protein binding; zinc ion binding. The record is from RefSeq and is a predicted model, not a curated record. The transcript has 5 exons. Gene Ontology annotation, biological process: innate immune response; positive regulation of canonical NF-kappaB signal transduction. Lineage: Eukaryota; Metazoa; Chordata; Mammalia; Rodentia; Dipodidae. The coding region runs from base 552 to 2003 and encodes 483 amino acids.
GCCGUGCCGGGCCGGGCUCUGUGGGCAGGACUGGGCAGCUGAACGGACCGGCACCCCACCACUCCUCUGCCGGACACUGCCGCGGUGCGGUCCGGUGCGGCUUCGCCCCGCAGAAUUGCCCAUCCUUAGCUUCCCCUCCUCCCCCAGCUGUCCGGGUCCGGGGAUUCCAGCCUUCCUGUGGCCACCGCCCCCCUACUGGAUCCUCUUCUCCCAGCACCCGUCCCUUCGGACUGUCCGGUCCAGUAGAGCCUCCUCCACUCCUGGCGCCCCUUCCCUCCUCCACCCUCGGCUUCAUCCCCGCAGCGCCCAUCGCUCGGGGUGACCCAUUACCUCGAGCCCGUCUUCCCGGACUCGCAUCCCGGGGAGCGUCUACCUCGCCCCGCGUCCUCGCGCCACCCCGGUCGGGGACAGCGCCCCCUGCGUUCUCCGGUGGCUGCGGCCGGGGUCUCCGCGGGCCUGGCCCCCGAGCAUCUGCCUGGGUACCGCCCCCGAGCUCGUCUCGCCGCCCGCCGACCUCCUGGGGCGCCCCCCUGCGCGCCCCCCGCGGCGACAUGGCGUGCAGCCUCAAGGACGAGCUGCUCUGCUCCAUCUGCCUGAGCAUCUACCAGGACCCCGUGAGCCUGGGCUGCGAGCACUACUUCUGCCGCCGCUGCAUCACCGAGCACUGGGUACGGCAGGAGGCUCAGGGCGCCCGCGACUGCCCCGAGUGCCGGCGCACGUUCGCCGAGCCCGCCCUCGCGCCCAGCCUCAAGCUGGCCAACAUCGUGGAGCGCUACAGCGCCUUCCCGCUGGACGCCAUCCUCAGCGCGCGCCGCGCCGCGCGGCCCUGCCAGGCGCACGACAAGGUCAAGCUCUUCUGCCUCACCGACCGCGCGCUCCUCUGCUUCUUCUGCGACGAGCCCGCGCUGCACGAGCAGCACCAGGUCACCGGCAUCGACGACGCCUUCGAGGAGCUGCAGAGGGAGCUGAAGGAGCAGCUUCAGGCCCUCCAGGACAGCGAGCGUGAGCACACCGAGGCACUGCAGCUGCUCAAGCGACAGCUGGCUGAGACCAAGUCUUCUACCAAGAGCCUGAGGACCACCAUUGGAGAGGCCUUUGAGCGGCUGCACAGACUUCUGCGUGAGCGGCAGAAGGCCAUGCUGGAGGAGCUGGAGGCAGACACGGCCCGCACGCUGACCGACAUCGAGCAGAAGGUCCAGCGCUACAGCCAGCAGCUGCGCAGGGUCCAGGAGGGCGCCCAGAUCCUGCAGGAGCGCCUGGCUGAGACUGACCGGCACACCUUCCUGGCCGGGGUGGCCUCCCUGUCUGAACGCCUUCUCUCCUGCUGUCUUCCCAGGCUCAAGGGAAAAAUCCAUGAGACCAACUUGACCUAUGAAGACUUCCCAACCUCCAAGUACACGGGCCCCCUGCAGUACACCAUCUGGAAAUCCCUGUUCCAGGAUAUCCACCCAGUGCCCGCUGCCCUGACCCUGGAUCCGGGCACUGCCCACCAGCGCCUGAUCCUGUCGGAUGACUGUACGAUUGUGGCCUACGGCAACCUACACCCCCAGCCACUGCAGGACUCACCAAAGCGCUUCGAUGUGGAGGUGUCCGUGCUAGGCUCCGAGGCCUUCAGUAGUGGCGUCCACUACUGGGAGGUGGUGGUGGCAGAGAAGACCCAGUGGGUGAUUGGGCUGGCCCAUGAGGCCGCCAGCCGCAAGGGCAGCAUCCAGAUUCAGCCGAGCCGUGGCUUCUACUGUAUUGUCAUGCAUGAUGGUAACCAGUACAGCGCAUGCACAGAGCCCUGGACACGGCUCAAUGUCCGGGACAAGCUCGACAAGGUGGGUGUCUUCCUGGACUAUGACCAGGGCCUGCUCAUCUUCUACAAUGCUGAUGACAUGUCCUGGCUCUACACCUUCCGUGAGAAGUUCCCCGGCAAGCUCUGCUCCUACUUCAGCCCCGGUCAGAGCCACGCCAACGGCAAGAAUGUCCAGCCACUGCGGAUCAACACUGUCCGGAUCUGAUCCGGUGAGGGAGACCACAGCCUCCUGGGGCAGCUACGACCAGCAAAAGCCCUGUCCAGCAGACAGCAGGCCUGGACUCAGGGCCACGGUGAUCACCUGAGUGCUCAGGUCAGUCGUUUACCCUGCAGCCUCCACGGCCCUGUCUGUGCCCUGGAGGUCGUGCUCCACGCUUCCUAAACUCUCUUGAUGUCCUGUGGUUCCGAAUCUGAUGGGAUAUGCCAUGGCUUCCCACCGCAGCCCCUGUCUGACCCUCAUCCCAUCUUCUUGGGGCCAGGGGCUACCUCCCCUAGCCUCCCCCCUGUCCUGAUGUCCUGGCCCCAUGAUAUAUGAGAUAUGCCCAAAAAACAAACCUCUUCUGCUCGUGGCUUAAGACUUGACUUGCUCCUGACCAAGCUAGCGAUGGGCCAUUUUACCCCUCACCCGCUCAACAGGGUACCCAAGCAGGAGCUCAUCCUAAGGGUUAUGUGAGACCCGCCCUCUCCUGCCACCUCUGUACCAAGAGUGCCGUGUUUCCUCCUUGCCCACUUAUCUGCAAGUCAGAGACAAUGCUGCGGCCUGUGAAAGGCACCAGUCAUUGAGCCCGUGUGUUACAGUCACCACGUUCUGUCCUGCCACAGCCUCAGGUAGGAUGAGGCAUGAGAGCCCCAGAGGCCGAUUAGUUCACAGCCCAUCAGCUAAUGGCACUUGCAGGACAAGCAUCAGAGUCUCCGACAGCUCUGGGGACAGCCCUUGUCAGCCAGGUCUCUGUGGCUCACUGACAGGGCGGAGGGUACUGGCUGCCUUUGUUUUCAUCAGGACCCAGCCCUGGGAGGGGCUGUUGGUGAGGACUCCUUUGACACUUGGCUCCUGGCUCUCAUAGGAUCCUUACUGCAGAAACAAGAGCCGCCUCAGCUGGCUUAAUUAGACAAGGAUUUAUGGCCAGCUCCCCAGUGGCUUGCAAGAUCCCUGGAAGGGCUGGCGGAGGAGAGCCUUUGCUUAGUUUCCAGGAACAGCUCCCAGCUGCCAGACCCAUCACAUCGGCCGUGGCCAGGGAAGCCACUACCAUCUGCAGGGAGCCACUGCCUCAGAAACUGCUGACUGCAAAGUGUUCCCUCUGCCACCAUUCCCGCCAGCAAGCGGCUGUUCUGAGCCUGCCUUUCUCCCACUCAACUCAGGUCCCAAAUACACAUCUCCAGGAAGGAUUUGUGGAAAGUUGAGUCAGAUCUCAAACCUUGGCUGCAAGGGAAUCUGGGAAAUGUAGUUUUCUUCAUUCCAGCCUCAGCCAUACAGAAAGGCAACCCUAGAAGAAAGUUACCAUGGAGGUGGAGUACGCCCAUUUGCAGUUUUUUACGACAGCAUCCAACUGUGAAGAACUCAGGAGACCAUCCACCUCGAGGCCUUGGCAUUGCAGUAGCAGUCGUAGUUAUCUUUCCCCAUGGCUGUGGCCCUGUCCAGAGGAGCCAGCCUGUAAGACUGAGCCAAAAUAUCUCCCCAGCCUUGGCCUUUCUUUCUAGUCCUGGGGCCUCAGUCCUAUACUUGGGGAUCUCUGAGCACACUCAUCCCAGAAGAGCUGAACUUGAAGGGCUCCUGCUCACAACUGCCUCCCUUGAGCAAGAGGCAAAACCCUGCCCGCUCCUUCAACCCCCAGACUCUGGGUCAUCCCCAACAGUAUUUUUAUUUAAAAAGUUACCCAUUUUGUGCAUUAUGAUCAAUUUGUAUUAAAUUAAAGUCACGGGA